AUGGCGGCGAAUGGGCAGGGGAUAGAGCCUGCCUUGUUGGAUGACAUCAUCAAUCGCCUUUUGGAGUUCCGCAAUGCGCGGACCGUGCGCCAGGUGCAGCUGUCGGAGAACGAGAUCCGCGCUCUCUGUACGACGUCGCGUGAAAUCUUCCUCUCACAGCCUAAUCUUCUCGAGCUCGAAGCCCCUAUCAAGAUCUGCGGCGACAUUCAUGGGCAAUAUGGAGAUCUAUUAAGGCUAUUUGAGUAUGGGGGAUUUCCUCCAGAAGCCAAUUAUCUGUUCUUAGGGGAUUAUGUGGACCGUGGAAAACAGAGUUUGGAGACGAUAUGCCUUCUUCUUGCCUACAAAAUCAAAUAUCCUGAGAAUUUCUUUCUCCUAAGAGGGAAUCAUGAAUGUGCUUCAAUCAAUAGGAUAUAUGGAUUCUAUGAUGAAUGUAAACGCCGAUUCAAUGUUAGGAUCUGGAAAAUUUUUACUGAUUGUUUUAACUGUCUUCCUGUGGCCGCUCUUAUAGAUGAUAAGAUUCUAUGCAUGCAUGGUGGUCUCUCUCCAGACUUGUCACACUUGGACCAAAUAAGAAACUUACCUCGUCCAACUGAUGUUCCGGACUCUGGUCUUCUCUGUGAUUUACUUUGGUCUGAUCCCAAUAGAGAAAUUAAAGGUUGGGGAAUGAAUGAUAGAGGUGUCUCUUACACAUUUGGCCCGGAUAAGGUGGCUGAGUUUUUAAUGCAGCAUGAUAUGGACCUUGUUUGUCGUGCUCACCAGGUAGUAGAAGAUGGAUAUGAAUUUUUCGCUGACAGGCAGCUUGUUACAAUUUUUUCUGCUCCCAACUAUUGUGGUGAAUUUGAUAAUGCUGGUGCAAUGAUGAGUGUCGAUGAGAGUUUGAUGUGCUCGUUCCAGAUCUUGAAACCAACUGAUAGAAAGCGGUUCUUGUGA
Striga hermonthica is the source of this 930-nucleotide messenger RNA. NCBI's taxonomy places the organism in Eukaryota, Viridiplantae, Streptophyta, Magnoliopsida, Lamiales, Orobanchaceae. The record is from the annotation of a GenBank genome assembly.